Messenger RNA from Effrenium voratum, 879 nucleotides. The record is from the annotation of a GenBank genome assembly. NCBI's taxonomy places the organism in Eukaryota, Dinophyceae, Suessiales, Symbiodiniaceae.
CAACAACCGAGUUCUGCCCUCUGAUGGGUAGCGCCUUGCGGCGCACAUUGGGUGGUUGUGGCAGCCGUCGCCGAACUUCUGCUGCCGCCUCCGCAGCAGCUGCCAAAGCAGCCAAUGCAGCCAUCGCUGAGGGAAGAAGUGUCUACGAGGCAGAUGAUGGUGCAUGGGUCCCUCAGGGUUGCGCGAAUCGCAGGGGAGGCAGCACAGAGUGUGGUCAUCGCCGGCGGCUUUUGUAGCGAGCAGGUGGCGAUUGCGGCCUUCCAUGCAGCAGCAGAGGUCACCAAGGACACGAUCCUUAGCCAUGCAUUGCUGGGAGUUGCCAGCGAAGCCGCUGGCAAGGCUGCCAUGGCAGCCGGAGCCAGCAAGAAGGAGGCUGCAAUGUACGCCGGCGAGGCUGCAGCUUCGGAUGCAAUUUUAUCCGGCAGCCUUGCGUGCAUUGCAGCCGAGCAAGCAGGCGAGGCUGCAGCGCAGGCGGCGCUGGCUGUAGGGGCUGAGCAGUCCGAGGCCGCCGAGCUGGCCGCCUUAGUGGCUGGCACGGUCGCGCGGCGUGCUGCGCGAGCUGACGGUGCGUCUGAGGAGGACGCAGGCGAGCUUUGUGCUGAUGCGGCAAAGCGAGCAGCGGAGUAUGCCAAGCACCUAACACCUGUCGCGGUACUGGUGACACCUGGAGCAGAUCCAGAGCCACAGAGCCAGGAACCAUCCCAUCGCUCUGGCUCACAAACCACAGGGCCGGCUCAGCACGGAGGUCCAGGCCGCGGUUUUCCUUGUCAGGUGGACCUGAAUCGAAUUUCGGAACCCACGCUCGGCCGAAGCCUUGAUGACAAUUAAUUGUCAGAAAGCCCUUAUCGGGGGACGCGUGACGGGGCUUGCAUUUCAGGC